This is a messenger RNA of Paramecium octaurelia, 541 nucleotides long. The record is from the annotation of a GenBank genome assembly. NCBI's taxonomy places the organism in Eukaryota, Ciliophora, Oligohymenophorea, Peniculida, Parameciidae.
AUGGAUUAUAUUUCAGAAGAUGCCAUGUAACAUAUGCCAAAAAAGCCCUAAAAUGCUUAUAUGUUAUACAGAGCAGAGGUUUACGAUGAAGUAAAAAAGAAAAAUUAAGAUAAAAGCAUGACGGAAUUAACAUAAGUUAUUUCAUCAAUGUGGAAUGAUUUAGAUAAAAAAAAAAAGGAGGUAUUAUUAAAUUUCGAUUAAGAAAUAUGAAAACGAAAAAGAAAAAGCUUAAAAUUAAUAUAAAAAAGAUUAUGAGGCUUGGUUGAAGAAAUAUAAAUUAGAUGAAGACAAAGUGAAAAAUAGUUUAAAAGAAUUAAAAUAAGAAAAGAAAAAACACAAGAAAGGUUCAAAAAAGGUUACAAAAGCAUCUAAAGAUGAUGAUGAAAGUGAAGAUGAAGAUGAAUAAAAAAUUUAAUAAAUUAAGAAUAAAAACUAAAAAAAAGAUUAAAAGGAAUAAAAAGAAACUAAAGAAACUAAAGAAAAAGAGAAAUAAAAAUAAAAUCAAAAAGAAAAAGAAUAAAAGGGAAAUAAAAAAAAAUGA